AGGAGCUCCCCGGAGCCCCUGCGCCUCCUGCCCAUUGCUAGUUAUGGCAAAUGGUGGCGGCGGUGGCGGCGGCGGCGGCGGAGGCGGCAGCAGUCUUAGAAUGAGUAGCAAUAUCCACGCGAACCAUCUCAGCCUAGACGCGUCCUCCUCCUCUUCUUCUUCCUCUUCCUCCUCCUCCUCGUCCUCUUCCUUGGUCCAAGAGCCCAAGAUGGAUGCGCUUAUCAUCCCGGUGACCAUGGAGGUGCCGUGUGACAGCCGGGGCCAGCGCAUGUGGUGGGCUUUCCUGGCCUCCUCCAUGGUGACUUUCUUCGGGGGCCUCUUCAUCAUCUUGCUCUGGCGGACGCUCAAGUACCUGUGGACCGUCUGCUGCAACUGCGAGGACAAGAGCAAGGUAACACGCCCCAGCUUCCCCAACCCGCUGGCUCUGGGGCGACCCCCUCACCUGAGGUUCCUAGCCACUGCCCAGGUCUUUCCCUCCUUU
Messenger RNA from Gracilinanus agilis (Agile Gracile Mouse Opossum), 481 nucleotides. RefSeq names its product calcium-activated potassium channel subunit alpha-1-like. The annotation marks the transcript as partial. The record is from RefSeq and is a predicted model, not a curated record. The transcript has a single exon. NCBI's taxonomy places the organism in Eukaryota, Metazoa, Chordata, Mammalia, Didelphimorphia, Didelphidae.